AUGGGGAAGAUCUUGCACGCGGAGUUCACGAACGGGCCGGACGCGGUCAUCGUAGUCUCGGAUUUCGGGUCGCGGAUGGUGGUGUGGGAUCUGAGCAGUGGGCGGCGCGUGGAGAUCCGGGACCCGAAGUUCGUGACGCGGGGGUGGGGGUUUCGGAAGGGCGGAGUGUGUGCAUUGUUGUCGAGGCCCGGGCCGCAGGACGUGGUGACGAUGCAUGCGGGGGGAUCGUGGGUGGUGUUGAGGACGGUGGUGGUGCCGACGGUGGAUGCGCAGGGGGUGAAGUGGAGUCUGGAUGGGCGGUGGUGGGUUGUGUGGGAUGCGGCGAGCGCGGGGUUUAAGGUGUAUAUCUAUACGCUGGACGGGAACCUCUAUCGGACGUAUGCUGGGGACGGCGGCGAUGGGAGUCUCGGGUUGGGGAUCAAGAGCGUGGAGUGGAGCCCGCGCGGGGAUUAUUUGGCCAUCGGGAGCUUCGAUAAGCGGGUUACGCUCCUCAGCACGCGAACUUUCUCUCCGAUUGUCUAUCUGGACCAUACCGCAUCUAUCCAAUUGGUUUCCGGUGCAGUGUGGCAGGAGCAGGUAAGCGCUACAAGCAGGACCUACACACCCGCAGCGCAGCCGAUCUCCCCGCCAUCCAUCCCGAGCUCAGCGACGGAAUUCCCACCAAAGCUAGGGAUCUCGAUCAUGGCAUUCAGUCCCGACGGCUCCAUGCUGGCCACGAGAGACGACGCGCAUCCCACGACGGUCUGGCUCUGGGAUCUCACCAAGAUGGCACCGAAAGCUGUGCUUCUCCAAUACUCCAGCAUCAAGAGCAUCCAAUGGCACCCCGCAUGCGCCGGGCUGCUCUUGAUCAUCUGCAACCCCGCGGAUUCUGAGCCCGUCCUGCAUAUCUGGGAGACGCUCGACGACGGGGCUUCACCACCGCAGAUCAUCACCCUGCCGAAAGGCGCCUUCGCCACCAAGUCGUCGGGCCCAUCGAAGCUGGAUGCACGAUGGCUCCCGAAGUGGUCCGAUAAGAUCCCCGGGAUCUUUGUUGGUGACUCGCAGAAUUCGCUGCUCGUGUGGCCGGAGGGGAAGGAG
Eremomyces bilateralis CBS 781.70 is the source of this 1077-nucleotide messenger RNA. RefSeq lists its product as uncharacterized. Gene Ontology annotation, cellular component: MWP complex; mitotic spindle; microtubule organizing center. The annotation marks the transcript as partial. The record is from RefSeq and is a predicted model, not a curated record. Lineage: Eukaryota; Fungi; Ascomycota; Dothideomycetes; Eremomycetales; Eremomycetaceae. The transcript has a single exon. Gene Ontology annotation, biological process: mitotic sister chromatid segregation; microtubule anchoring at mitotic spindle pole body; protein localization to mitotic spindle pole body. Gene Ontology annotation, molecular function: protein binding.